CUUGCACAUAAACCAGGGCAGUUUUUUUUCCUAUAGCUCUUUUGACGUCAGCCCUCGUACAGACAAUAAGCUGUGAAUUCUAAUGCUGAAACAAAUAGGGCUCAUUGGAAGCUACAGCAAAGCAAAGGGGUGUUUUGUGGAAGCCAUUACUGUCUCUGAAAGCAUAAUGAAUAAUUUUCUCUAACUGUGUGGGAACUUGUAUUGCUGCAAGGGGAGAAAAAAAGGAAUGCUGCACACUCCAUAGGUGGCACUAGGGAAUGGUACAUGAGUACUGAGCGUUAGGUUUGCUAAAGGAAGAUCAUUUGGAAUCUGUCUGCCAGAAAGAAAGGAUUGGGCUGAAAGAAGAGCAGACAUGUCUGCAAAGGAAAGGCAGAAAAUGAGAGUUACAAAGGACAGCGUUACAUUGCUGCCAUGCUUUUAUUUUGUGGAGUUGCCGAUUUUGGCUUCUUCUGUGGUUAGUCUAUACUUUCUGGAGCUUACAGAUGUCUUUAAACCAGUUCAUUCGGGCUUUAGCUGCUAUGACAGAAGCCUCAGCAUGCCCUAUAUUGAACCCACCCAGGAGUCCAUCCCUUUCCUGAUGCUGCUGUGUUUGACAUUUGCAGGACCUGCAGCAACGAUCAUGGUAGGAGAAGGUGUAUUAUACUGCUGCUUGUCUAAGAGAAGAAAUGGAAUAGGAGCAGAAGCCAAUAUAAAUGCUGGAGGAUGCAACUUUAACUCUUUCCUUAGAAGAGCUGUCCGAUUUAUAGGGGUCCAUGUUUUUGGAUUAUGUUCCACUGCUCUGAUAACUGACAUUAUUCAACUCUCAACUGGCUACCAAACCCCAUAUUUCUUGACUGUGUGUAAACCUAACUACACUUCUUUAAAUAUAUCCUGCAAAGAAAAUCCAUAUGUUUUGGAAGACAUUUGUUCUGGCUCGGACCUUGGAGUUAUAAAUUCUGGGAGAAAGUCGUUUCCUUCUCAACAUGCAACCCUUGCAGCAUUUGCAGCUGUCUACAUUUCUAUGUACUUCAACGCUACAUUAACAGACUCCUCUAAGCUGCUGAAACCAUUGUUGGUGUUUUCCUUUAUAAUAUGUGGAAUUAUAUGUGGCCUCACACGUAUAACGCAGUACAAGAAUCACCCUAUUGAUGUUUACAGUGGAUUUUUACUGGGAGGAGGCAUUGCUAUAUAUUUGGGACUUUAUGCUGUAGGAAACUUUCAGCCGAGUGAAGACAACAUUCCUCAGAAGCCACCUCCUCCACUUAGAGAACCUCUACGAUCUUUAACAGAAAUAAGUCAAGAUGCCAAUAGGAUUCUACCAGGAAAGAAUGGCAACAGCACUGAUGGUAUCGCUGCCCAUCAUGUAGAAAAUAUCUUGACCCGAAAUCAUAGAGAGUCAAGCUCUCUCACAAAUAUUAAGAGAGCAAGUACUGAUGUAGAAGUAAUCACACCACGAAGCCCUAUGGGAAAAGAAAACAUGGUAACAUUUAGCAAUACUUUGCCAAGGGUGCAUACACCAUCUUUAGAAGAUCCAGCUAGAAGAAAUGCAACAAUUCACGCAUCAAUGGAUUCAGCACGUUCAAAGCAACUCCUUUCCCAAUGGAAGACAAAAAAUGAAAGCCGUAAGCUAUCUUUGCAGGUCAUUGAGACUGAGGCUGGGCUUUCCCCACAAAGGAUAAUAGAAAUGAGGUCAAGCUCUGAACCAGUGAGGGUUGGUGUUAAUGGAGAGCACAUUGGACCAGGCAAUUCUUACCUUAAAUUGCAACCUGGCAGUGUUCCAGGUUGCAACAAUACUGGAAUACCUGGUGGGCCAAGAGUCUCAAUUCAGUCACGGCCUGGAUCCUCCCAGUUAGUGCACAUUCCUGAAGAAACUCACGAGAAUAUCCUUACCACAUCUCCAAAAUGUAGUUCUGCCAGAUCAAAAUGGCUUAAAGUGGCUGAGAAAAGUGUUGUUUGUCGAAGUAACAGUCAACCAAGAAUCAUGCAGGUAAUAGCCAUGUCAAAGCAGCAAGGAAUGCUUCAAGGGAGUCCAAAGAGUUCAGAAGGAAGCACAGUUAGUUGCACUGGCUCGAUCAGGUACAAGGCUCUUACAGAACACGAACCAACAAAUAUUGUACGAAUUGAAGCCCAUCCAGAAAACAACAGGCCAAUUAUCCAGAUGCCUUUAGAAGGGGAAGGAAGUGGAUCAUGGAAAUGGAAAGCUCCUGAGAAAGGUACCUUGCGGCAAGCCUACGAGCUGAAUGACCUCAACAGAGACUCUGAGAGUUGUGAAUCCUUAAAAGACAGUUUUGGAACAACGGAAAGAAAAAGAAGCAACAUAGAAAAUGAUCACCUUCUUCAUGGAAUCACUACAAUACGAGUUACACCAGUUGAGGGAAGUGAAAUUGGGUCAGAGACUGUUUCUAUUGCUUCGAGCCGAGAUUCUACUCUACGAAGAAAAGGCAAUAUCAUUUUAAUCCCAGAGAGGAGUAACAGCCCUGAGAGCACUCGAAACAUCUUCUACAAAGGAACUUCACCUACUCGCACAUACAAAGAAUGAAACAAUAUGUGAGAUUUCCAUUGGUUUAAGAUAAAUGAAUACUACUUUGAUAACGCUUGUGCUCUUAUUAGUUUGGGAGAUAAUGCUAAAAAUAGUAUUACAUGUGCCAAAUUACUAAUGAUCAAAUGAUCUAUGGUAAAACUUUCCUGAAGAAUGGAGAAGAUUUGGAACUGGUGCAGAAGGGUUGAAAAAAGCACAAUGCAUAGAAGUCAAACCAAUGUGAAGAAUUAAACGCAUUAUACAAUCAAUUUCCUUGAACAAAAAGCGACUGUAGGAAGAAAUGCGAUUUAUCUAGAAAAUGAGUAAUGGACUUUAGACACUUUAUUUCAUGAAUGUGCCAAUUCAGACAUAUUAUGACCUAAAUAAAAUAAUUUAUAGUUUUGACAGCAAAAAUUAAAAUUUAUUUAAUGUAUAAUAUUUACAUUUGCAGUUUAUGCACUAAAAUAACAAUUAAAAGCAAAGAUGUGGUGCUUUGAGCCUAGAUAGCAUAUCAGCUAAAGCACAUGAGGAAUAUUAAUGUGUUCUUCUUUUGACAGUCAAGUUGCUUCUGUUAGGUAGUAGCGACUGCCUUUGUAUAGAAUAGGACAUACAGCUCUGUAAAUGUGGAUCAAUCACACUCAACGUUCCAGAUUUUGGUGUGGAUCCGUACACACUGUUAAUUUUUACAAAGUGUGGGUAUUAUUCACCAUGGUAUUAUUGUUUCUUUUGUUAGCUAUUAUUUCUGUAUUCUGCUUAACAUUUAUUAAGUGCAGAUCAUACUAAAGAAAUAAAGGUGCUCAAUAUUAGGGACAUUCCUACUGACAUUAUUCAUGAAGAAUUUAGACACUCUGAAUGUUUUUAUCCUCAUUUUAUGAUGUUCCUACCUUCACAAUCCCACACCAAAACAGGGUUUAAUGUAUUAUAGGCAUAACGGUAUACUAUAAUGUUUUUAUGAGCAGCUAACUAAAAGAUACUUAUUAAUGCAGAAUACUGCAAAAAUAACCUGUGGAUGUUAUUGGGAGCACCCCGUAGUAGACCUGGUGUUUACACAGAUUUCAUAAAAGAUGCUUAAGUCAAGAGAUGAACAUGGUAGCACAAAGAAAGGCACAAUACAAGGAAUGUCUGUGAAGAUGUAAGCAAUAUGGUAACUAUAAUGUAAGUUGUGGCAUUUGGCACAGGAACAUUUGUAGCAUUGGUACAAUUAGUAAAACAGUUACAUCACAGCGCAUUUAAUCUGACAAUGCUAGUUUAGUUGUAUGGGUUGCUUAAAAUGGCUUAAGUCAUGGUCACUGUAUUAGAAAGAAUAGACAUACACCAUAAAAGAUCCACAGAAACAUAGUUCAUGAAAGGAGGACAGCUCUGACUGUCAGAUUUGACAAGUCACUGUUUUCCUGACUGGCAUUUCAAGCAGCUUCAGGCCAAUAAACUACUGUUGCAAAAGGAAGUCACCAAUUAGACUGCUGGCAGUCUACUUUGUCACUCCAGAAGAAACCGAUAAUGGUAGUUGGCUCUUUACCAAAAACCAUGUUUGACUUAGGGACAUAAUAAUGCUUAAAGAGUACAGAUAAGGGAUUCUUACAAAAUAUUCUGAAUCCAGAUUUCCUUAUAUGGGUCUUUAGAGUAUUUUCUAAUAAUUCCAUGUGGAAUUUCCCCUUUACUAAAUAUGCCUCCCCCCCAAGAGUUAAAAUAUUUCUAAAUGUCUGUGCAACACAUGUAGAGCAAUAUUCUGUCAUACCUCCCUUUGCCCUUUUUGUCCUACAUCCACACUCUCUAUGCUACAUGUCAGGCCACAAGAGAACAAUGCUCAGUGCAGUGAUGUGUUGCAUUAAGAAUGGUGCUGGCAGUGCAAGAGUUCUGGAUAUAUGAUAGGUGGUCAUCUUCAAAUUAAAGUCAUUUUGAUCUGUUUCUGACAAAGACCAACUUUAAAAUAUUAUCAGAUAUCAUUUUUAAAACCAUUUGAUCCAAUUGAAAAGACUAUAUUAUAUAACAUUUACAUGUCUGGAGUGGAACAUGUGCUUUUCAUGCUCUGUACUGUUUUUCAGCAAAUGGGGCUUUUUUAAUUCUCCCUGAACUUAUGUGACUAUAGUUGUAAAAAUAACAAUAAUCAAUAAGAAUACUGCAAAAUGACAAGAGACAUCAAUAUGCCUUCAUAUAGCUGAAAAACAUGCAGCGUGCAGAGUGUUUAUAAACCUCUAGUUUGUUUAGAGCACUAGAUUGUACAGUUCAACACCAUUCUGCGUAUUUCUGAAAGCCACAACAUGGGUAGAGUUUGUGUCAGGAAAGUAACCCAUAAUCUACCAGAUGUUUUUCUUCAUUAUUCUAAAUGAAAUAGUCUAGUUAGCGCUAGUGCAUUGCUAUGGAUCGUAGAAAGAGCGAACUCUGCCCAUGUUAUUGCAUUAUAUCCUUGCAUGCAAUGAACCAUUCACUGCAAACUCAUGAAUCCAGUAAAUUACAUUUUGCCCUUUUGGCAUACCAUUUUCUUCCCCUUUUGUCUUUCAGCAGUUUAGUAACCAAUAUAGAACUAUAGUUUGAAUGAUUUCAACACUCAGUACAGUUCAGGUAUAAUGAGACAUUUUCUGCUCAAGCGUUCCAAAGUCUUAAACAUGAUUUCUGAGUGUUUCAGCAAACCCUGAAACUGUGCUCUUUACAUGAAUCACAUUCAUGUAAAUUAUUUUAUACUUAAAGUGCCAAAAUCUGUUUUUUAUAAAUGCCGUAAUAAAAUCAUAGUAUAUUGUGAAACACGGACUACAGAUAAAACAAAUUUAGUCACUUGUUUAAAGAGACACCUACAUAGAUAUUUGAUAAAGAAAAAUGCCUUUUGUAAAUGUCACCUUUGUUUACAUUAUACUAAUACCUUAAUUUCAAAACAAUCAAUUACCAGAUGGCAUCUUUUUAAAUUUCUAAUUUUCUUACUUGCUAAAGAGGGCACUAAUUUCUUUGUGAGGCUGUGCUUUAUUGAAUAAAGACUAUAAAAUAUGACUAUGUUUUUCAACAAGAAAUCCUCUAUGUAAAGUAAUGUGUUUAAUAAAAUGUUAUGCAAAUGUUUUCAAAUGGAAAAAUAAUUUGUAAAUUGCUAUAAAUGUAUUUUAUCUAAGUAAAAAUCAAUGCUAUCAUGUGAGUUUAUUGUGUAUAACAUCACAAAAUAAAGAUAAAAUCUCCUGUGCA
Xenopus tropicalis (tropical clawed frog) is the source of this 5662-nucleotide messenger RNA. It is a transcript of the gene plppr4, whose product is annotated as phospholipid phosphatase related 4. Gene Ontology annotation, cellular component: postsynaptic density membrane; plasma membrane. The record is from RefSeq and is a predicted model, not a curated record. The transcript has 7 exons. Bases 353 to 2518 code for a protein of 721 amino acids. Gene Ontology annotation, biological process: phospholipid metabolic process. NCBI's taxonomy places the organism in Eukaryota, Metazoa, Chordata, Amphibia, Anura, Pipidae.